This is a messenger RNA of Aedes albopictus (Asian tiger mosquito), 2163 nucleotides long. RefSeq lists its product as uncharacterized. Gene Ontology annotation, molecular function: GTP binding. Bases 541 to 2034 code for a protein of 497 amino acids. The record is from RefSeq and is a predicted model, not a curated record. Lineage: Eukaryota; Metazoa; Arthropoda; Insecta; Diptera; Culicidae. The transcript has 2 exons.
CAGUGUAAGUACAGCUUCCAAUUUGAAUCGCACACGCAGUGCCCUAGUGAAGCUGUAAAUUAGGUUAAGUUAUUGAAAAAUUAAAAAAAAAACAGCUCUUCUGUCCACUAGGGCACUACGUGAGCGAAUCCAAUUGGCAUCUGUACUUACACAGUGCCUAAAUGUAUUCUAUUCUAGUUCUACUAUAUCGAACUGAUGCCUUUGUGCUGCCUUCACUUUUCUACCCUGUCCACGAUAGAAUGAUCAGCACGAUGAUGUUGAUGUGUGGCUGCUGUUCCUUUUCCAGUCCAAUUGGGGGUCGUCCAUUAUGAGUUGCGGUUCGCUGAUAUCCAAAUUCCGGGUCCGUUAUGCUCCGAAGAGGGUCAGGUGUCAGGUACUCUCGGGGGGAAGAGCAACUGACGAAAAAUGGCAAGUGUCGGGGCUGGGAUCGAACCCAUGACCAUCCGCUUAUGAAGCGAACGUGUGGACCACUGCGCCACGAGCCCCGACAUAAUGAAAUCUUGAUCAUAAAAAAUAUCUUCUCCGUGAAUCGUACUCGGCAUGGAAUCUUUUAACCCAAAAUUGUUGUGGAAACAAAAACGUGACAAGGAAUACAACAUUAUUCUGUUUGGCGAAACCGGCUCAGGCAAAUCAACUCUGAUAAACUAUCUGACGAAUUAUUUCCAUAACGGUACACUAAGGAACUUGAAAAUUGCCAUUCCCACGAAGCAUUAUGAUUCAACAGAGGGUCUAGAGCACUAUGAAUACAACGUUCAGGAUUCUUCAAAGAGCCAAACUAAGACAUGUACUGUAUACAAUUUCAGAAAACAGGACACGACAUUCAACUUUAUAGACACCCCAGGGCUCAGUGAUACCAAAGGGGCGGAUCAGGAUGACUUCAAUAUUCAGCAUAUUAUGCGAGCAGCGGAGCAGAGUGGAGUGUUGACAGCAAUCAUUCUCGUUAUAAAUGGAACGCAGGCUCGAAGUACAGUAAACUUACGCAACACAUUGAAUCUGUUGAGAAGCUCGAUUCCAGACGUUCUUCUGCAGAAUCUCGUUGUUGUUCUAACAAAUUGUUCUUCUACUACAGUCAACUUCGAUCUGGCGCAUUUGAAGCCUUGGACUAUUGCUGAGGCAAACGUUUUCCACAUGAACAACUGUGCCCUCAGUAGACCAGUAUCACAAUGGAUAAACGACAAGCGUGCGAAGAAAAGAAUGGAAUUUGAUUGGCAAUGCUCAAUGGAAACUAUCGAAGAACUGAACGAGCUCUUAACGAAGCUUGGUGGCAAAGCGACCGAGGCUUUCAAACAAAUGCGUUUUAACAAAAACACAAUAAAAUUACAGCUACGUAGCAUUUUAUCGGAGGUAAAGAAAAUCCAAAAUCUUCAAAACGAACUAGAUAAUAUGCAGAACACACAGCAAAAUAUAUCUGCCGACAUCAAAAAAUAUUCCGACUACAAGCGAACAAAGCAAGUGGAAUAUACGGAAUUAGAACGAAGUGAAUAUGUCAGUAAAUUCUGCACUCAAUGCUUGACGACAUGCUAUGAAAACACUGCACUCUCGCCUUCAGUUACACGUUCAUAUACAAUGAAAUCAGUACCAUUUUGUAGGGACAUAUUAAACUUUAUAGAAUUUAUUUUUCAAGACAUUUGUCACUGCAAGCAUUUACCGUUCAGUCACUGCGAAAGCAAAGUUAGGUCAGUAAGGAAAACAAAAACCGUCGAAGAAAUUCUGCAAGAUGUGAAAAACGCCUAUGAUGAUAACGUGAGAAGAAACAAGGAAAUACAGUCUAAAAUUGGCAGCCUGGACACCGACAUCGCUGCACUGAGACAUGUUCUCGAUAAAAAAGAAGUCGAAAUACUGAAGUGUUGCCAUGAGCUCAAGAAGCUCUGCUCGCAGUUUAACUUUGUGGACGAGCUCCAGGGCGUCAUUGAUGUCCUGGGGAGAAACGCCCGUACGCUUACUUCUACCGUGGCAAGGGCCGAUGCUGAAAACAGAAUUAGAAACAUCAAACACGUGAUCGAUACGCUGUCAAACGCUGAGAAGAGUGAUUAGAACGCGAAAAAUAAAGUAUCUAUUUUGGAUCCAAUCUUAUAUUAUUAUAUAAUUAUUAUAUUUUAUUAAAGGCACUUUACCAGAUGAGAUGGCAAUUGUUGUUAAUAUACGACUUUGAUAAUAACAUAA